AUGUCGGUAACGCCCAGUAAUUUGUCACUUACUGGGAUGAGUUCCUUCCCCGAAAAUCAUAGUGUUAUGGAUAAGCCUCGCGAGCAAAGAACUUUGAAUGUUUUUCUAUUCUGCUUGACUUUUAUCAUUGCAUUCACAGCACUUCUGGGCAGCAUUUAUUCACUAGUUUCCCUGCUGAAAAUGCAAACCAGAACCACGGUUUCAAUGAUCGUGACCUCUUUGUCAAUAGAUGAUUUGAUCAGCAUUGUGCCAGUGAUUAUUUUCAUGCUCACCCAGUGGUCAAGUGAUGUCCUCCCCCAGUCUCUCUGCACCACCUCAGCGCUUAUAUAUUUAUUCCAGGGGAUUUCUAGCAACCUGAAAGGAUCUCUUCUAGUUUCUUACAACUUCUACACUAUCAGCAAAACUGAGACAAUGAGCUGCAGCACUUCCAAGCGACGGGUGAACAUGGUAUGGGCCAUUCUUACCAUUUGGAUUGUCAGUUUGCUGAUCUGCGUUUUGCCUCUCUGUGGUUGGGGCAAGUACAUCCCUACUUCCUGGGGCUGCUUCACUGACUGUGCCAGUUCCUACAUCUUGUUUUUAUUUAUUGUCUACUCACUGUGCUUUUGCCUUCUCACAGUGCUGUCUGUUCCUCUAACUUACCAGCUGUUGUGCUCAGAUGAGCAACAGCUAUUACAUGGUGAUUACCAGGAAGUCUCUGGAGGCUACAUCACCCCUGGGACUCCUGCAGGCUGUGGUACUGCUACUUUCUCUCUGUCACCCGUGGACCCUGUGGAUAAAACCCUGAAGCAUUUCCAAAACACAUGUCCAUGCUCGGAGGCAGUUUUUAGGAAAGGUGUGGCUGGAAGCAGUGCACUCGAGCACCACUGCAUGAACAGCAUACAGAGCAGGAGCUUCAUGGUGGGCUUUGCCCAGAAACGAUUCUCACUGAUUCUUGCAUUGACAAAAGUCAUCCUCUGGCUUCCAAUGAUGAUACAAAUGGUUGUCCAGCACAUCACUGGUUUCCAAAGCUUUUCGUUUGAGGCGCUAAGCUUCCUGCUUACUUUGCUGGCUGCCACAGUCACCCCAGUAUUUGCCCUGUCAGAACACUGGAUCCACCUGCCCUGUGGCUGCAUCAUUAACUGCAGGAGGAAUUCUUAUGCAGUGUCUUCAGAAGAACUCAAAACCAAACGUAGAGGUUUCGAAUUCAACUUGUCAUUCCAGCAAGGUUAUGGAAUCUACAAAAUCUCCCAUGAAAACCACCACCACCACAGUGGAGAUGGUCAGUCUACAUCCUGUCACAACCUGGUGAGUGAUGACAGUGAUAACUCUAAAGAACCUGGGAGCAGAAGUACUGACCUCCCCCACUGUGGGACAGCAGCAUUCAGCAUCCUGGCCCUGGCGGAAUGCUCCCAGGAUGUCCCACCAGGACCAGUGGCCAGGCAGGACCCCAGCAAGGAGGAGGGCACCGACCUCCUCCUUCCUGACAAAUGGGGAACCCUUGACAGAGAAGAGGGCAGAAAUUCUGAGCAGUCAACUUUCUUUGGAGAACCAGAAAGGAGGCUGUCACAGGAGGAAAGCCAUAAACCUGAACUCACAGAUUGGGAAUGGUGCAGGAGUAAAUCAGAGAGGACCCCUCGGCAGCGAUCAGGUGGGGCCUUGGCUGUCCCUUUGUGUGCAUUUCAAGGAACUGUAUCUCUUCAGGCACCCACAGGAAAAACACUGUCUUUAUCCACAUAUGAGGUAAGCACUGAAGGGCAUAAAAUAACACCCAUGUCAAAGAAAAUUGAAGUGUAUCGAUCUAAAAGUGUUGGUCACGAGCCAAAUGCUGAGGAGUCUCCUAAUACGUUUGCUGACACAAGUGUUAAAAUUCAUUUAGAGGUACUUGAAAUUUGUGACAAUGAAGAGGCCCUGGAUACUGUGUCAAUCAUCAGUAACAUCAGCCAGUCCUCAACACAGGUAAGGUCUCCAUCCUUACGUUAUUCACGGAAAGAAAAUAGGUUUGUCUCAUGUGAUUUAGGGGAAACUGCCUCCUACUCCCUUUUCAUACCAUCAAACAAUCCUGACAGCGAUAUUAACAUAUCAAUUCCGGACACUGUCGAAGCUCAUCGUCAGAACAGUAAAAAGCAGGAUAUGGAGAAAGGUGGUUAUCAGGAAGAAAUACAAAUAUUGAAUAAAGCAUACAGAAAACAGGAAGAAGAUGGCGACAGCAAUUAA
Nestor notabilis (Kea) is the source of this 2193-nucleotide messenger RNA. It is a transcript of the gene GPR149, whose product is annotated as G protein-coupled receptor 149. The transcript has 5 exons. Gene Ontology annotation, biological process: neuropeptide signaling pathway. NCBI's taxonomy places the organism in Eukaryota, Metazoa, Chordata, Aves, Psittaciformes, Psittacidae. Gene Ontology annotation, cellular component: neuron projection; membrane. Gene Ontology annotation, molecular function: neuropeptide binding; G protein-coupled receptor activity. The record is from RefSeq and is a predicted model, not a curated record. Bases 1 to 2193 code for a protein of 730 amino acids.